AUGCUGCUGAACGCAGUACCGGCCGGAGUAAGGGCCGAGAUCCUGGCAAGCAGGACUACGAGCUCCACAGAGGUGAUGUUCGCUCUCUUUCGGCGAUACCAACCUGGCGGCCUGGCUGAGAGAUCCAGACUACUAAGGUCAUUGGUGGACCCGAAGACCCCAGGAAGUGUUCAGGAGCUGUUGGAGACCUUGAGAGGGUGGAGACGGAGCCUGAGGAGGGCGCAGGAGUUGGACAUCACUACGCCCGACGCCACACUGCUGUUGGGAGCAGUGGACAGGAUGUCGACGCCGGUUGUGAGAGCUUCGAGUCAGGCGGCAUUCAGGGUGAGUUCAACAAGGGCCGCUCUUGGGGUGGAUGUGACUCCCACGUUGGCUUCGGUGUUGGGAUUCGCUGAUUCGUUGCUGGCGGAGGCGGAGACCAUCGCAUUCGGGGAGACCGGACCUUGCGAGGAGGUGAUGAAGACAGCCCCUACGGUGAAGGUCAAGGCAUUGGCCACGGCCCUGGAGGAGAAGGUCGACAAGAGUUCAACCUACAAGGGGAAGAACGACAACGCUGAAAAGGUGUGUCGUUUCUGGGGCUCGGAGGAGGGGUGCCGGAGGGGACAGGACUGCAAGUUCAAGCACGAUUGGGCCAACAUCGACAAGAAAGGACGGUGCUUUGGCUGCUCAGCUCAGGGGCAUGCGAAAAAGGAUUGCCCAGUGACGAAGCAGAAGGGGACAACGCCAGAGAAGCCAGCAGUGAAGAUGAUGAAGGAGAAGAAUGUCCAACCGUCCGUGAAGACCGAGACGGUAGAACCCACGGUGAAGACUGGGGGGAGCGAGGCUGGUGACCAAACGGCACCCAAUGAAGGGGAUCGAGGAGCUGGCGCAUCAGGCGAAGUCAAGGACCUCUUGAACGAGGCGACAACGCUUCUGAAGAGUUUGAGACCAGCUGCAUCGAUCAAGGCCAUCAGGUUGAGCUUGAAGUUCGAGAAGGAGGACGAGAAAGCAGUGAGUGAGGAAGAGUGGUCGAGGGCUCAGGAAGUCAAUGUGGAGCUCGCGGCAGGAACAGCAGUGCUACGGUUGCUCCCUUGGACGAAGACUCUCUUGACCAAGGAUGAAGUCCAGGUGAUAGUGCCGUUGGGGGUGCUGAUUUCCUUGGGCUACGAGGCAGUCUGGGAGAAAACGCGCUUUGAGCUGACGGACCCGGCUGGCAUCACCCUGGACACAAGGGUGGAGAACUCGUGCCCGACGAUCAGUGAGGAUCUGGCGAUGGAGCUCAUCCAAGAAAUCGAGCGGAGCAUGGUUCGUGAACGAGCUCGACUAGCCUUCUUGUCUGGAGAGAACGUGGGGCUUGAGGUGAGCGAUGAUGAGGCGAGACACUUGGAGGAGCUGAAGAACCUCUUUCCGGAGGUCCCUCACCAUCUGGUGGAACGGUUGCUGCCCAAAAAGGGGUGGACAGGAGAGGGGCUGCCAUGGAAUCGUCACGAGCGGAGGAGAGUUCGUAAAGCCAAAGAGGUGGUGAUCCAUCUGUUCAGCGGGGACUCGAAGCAGUUCUGGCAGAAGGAGCUGGAGGCGGAGAACCGGGUGGUGAUUUGCGUGGACACGGUGAUUCACCCAGGUCUGAACCUCUUGAGGGACGACGUCUUCGCCUACUUGCUGGACAUUGCAGACAGCGGGAGUUUGUGUACGCUGCUGGGAGGCCCACCAUGUCGGACGAUGAGUCGGCUUCGAUACCGACAGCCGGGACCGCCACCACUGAGAGAGAGAGAAGGACCACACAGGUUCGGACUACCUCAGCUGGACAGGUACCUCAAGAAGCAGGUUGAGGACGACGCGACCCUCUACCUCAGACAGCUCUAUCUGUACCAUCGAGCUGCAACGGCGAGGAAGGACAGAGUGACGCUCUCUGCACUGGAGCAGCCGGAAGAUCCGGAAGAGUACAUCAGGGAGGAGGAGAAGAAGUUGCAGCGCUACGCAUCCUACUGGAGUUGGCCAGAGUGGAGGAGCUUCAAGGAGCGCUGGAACAUGAUGGAGGUCUGUUUCGACCAAGGUCCGAUGGGACACCAGCGAAGGAAACCUACACGACUGGGAACGAACAUCCCGAGGUUGGUGGAACUCCAGGACAUCCGAGGACCUGGAGUGGGCGGCGGGACGGCGCUGGCGGAGGACUUGGCGGAGCGCAUCAAGCAGAGCCGUGAAUGGUCCACCUGGGCGCCCGGCCUCAAGGCAGCGCUGGCUGCAGGGAUCCGGGAGACACUCCAAAACCCGGAAGCCAUGGUCAAGAGAAUGGACCUUGAGGAGACGAUCCACCUGCCGGGAGAUCCACGACCCAGAGCUGAUGGACAGGGACAUCUACCAGAACGAAGGGAGAAACAGGCACUGGAAGAGGAAGUGUUUGAGGAAGUGAUCGUACCGAAGGAAAACACCGCAGCUUCGUCGUCUGGACCGAUAGCAGGGAACCACGAUCGCCGGACAUUUGAGCUGCUGAUGGGAGGAACACCCGAAGGGCUACAGCUGGGAUCUUGGGAAAUCAGCGAGAGGACCACCAUGGAGGACUUGGAUCAGCGAAAUCCGGUGCACGCGUCACCGGUGCCGUUGCGGUCACCGUCGAGUCCGGGCGAAGCCUCGGAUGGAGUCGGUGUGGAAGAGUCCACUGUGGAUUCCUGCUGUGAUGAGGACAACCUCAAGGCGUGCCACGAGAAAUUGAUCGAGCAGAAAGAGGUACGGAUCACCCAGCUCGAGGCUCGAGUCAAGUCUUUAGAGAUGGAGCUGGAGAAGGCUCAGAACAAGUUGCUGCAAAAGGAACGAGAGGAGUCGGAUGUGGCCAAGGCCCAGCAAGAGCUCCUGCAGGAGCUCAAGACGCGGAAAGCGGUCCAGUAUGAGCUCAUUUGCACUGGGCAGCAAGUCUGUGAGAUGCAAGAGAAGAUUUACGAACAAGAGAAGCGCAUCCAGAAGCUCACCGCAUGCAUGAAGUCACCUGCCGCUCGUCCACGGGUGGUCACUGCGAGUCAGGUCCAACCGCUUCCUUCUCCGAUUGCGAGGCAGUUCUCCGACAACUGCGACGGCCUUGGCAGGCUUGUCGAGGGCAGCACCACCUACGACAGUCCAAUGACUGCCCGCAGCAUCAGCAGUGCCAGCUGUAUCAGCACGCCAUCAGAGAGGUUUGGAUCCAAGGAAUCGACCGGUUAUCGAACUCCACGCGUGUCAGUGCCAAGCAUCAUCAGGCCUGCGACAUACAAUGUGCAGAGUCCCAGCUCUGGCGCCACGACACCUUUGUCUGCACGCAUCCGGUCAAAUUUCGCCCACACCCCGUCGACACCCAUCCUUCAAUCCGUGCUGGUGCCGUCUCAUUGUGUUGGCAUGCAGAGCCCUGUUUGGUCUCCACCCAAGGCCACUGUAGUACAGAGCGUGCAGAGCCCACAGGGCUCGCUUACUCGCCUGCGUUGA
Messenger RNA from Durusdinium trenchii, 3429 nucleotides. Lineage: Eukaryota; Dinophyceae; Suessiales; Symbiodiniaceae. The record is from the annotation of a GenBank genome assembly.